Molecule: messenger RNA, 2691 nt
Organism: Thamnophis elegans (Western terrestrial garter snake)
Lineage: Eukaryota; Metazoa; Chordata; Lepidosauria; Squamata; Natricidae
Gene: PIWIL1
Product: piwi like RNA-mediated gene silencing 1
Exons: 21
Coding region: 1-2691 (896 amino acids)
Biological process (GO): regulatory ncRNA-mediated gene silencing
Cellular component (GO): P granule
Molecular function (GO): protein binding; piRNA binding
Source: RefSeq, a predicted model, not a curated record
AUGACUGGGAGAGCAAGAGCAAGGUCUCGGGCGAGGGGGCGAGCCCGUGGUCAAGAAGCACCCCUCUCUACAGUGGGACCAACUCCUGUUACUGCGCCUGGAUACGCCCAAAUGACUCCCCAGCUACCUCCAGCGCGGCAAGCUGAAGCAGGAAAUGGAUCUCAGGUUGGGCAUGGCCAACAAAAAGGACCCCCGGAAGAAGCAGCUUUAGGAGCUGAUCUAGCAACCAACUCUGGGUUUCUAAGAGGCAAGUCUUGUGAUCCAGUGGAUCAGGGUUUCUUCUAUGUCAUCCCCAAAUGUAAGAUUUCAGCAGGCUUUCAGGAAAUGAGUUUGGGAGAACGAGGUGGACGCCGCAGAGACUACCAUGACCUUGGUGUAAACACCCGUCACUUAAUGGAACAUGUCAGAGAUUCCAAAACAGGUGUGUCAGGGAAUUCAAUCCGAUUAAGCACCAACCACUUCCGGCUGACGUCUCGCCCGCAAUGGGCUUUGUACCAGUACCACAUUGACUACAACCCACAGAUGGAAGCCCGCCGUCUUCGGACAGCCUUGCUAUUCCAACAUGAGAACUUGCUUGGCAAGACACAUGCUUUCGAUGGGUCCAUUUUGUUCUUACCGAAGAAGUUGGAAAAUAAGGUUACGGAGGUGUUAAGCCAGACACGGCAGGGAGAGGUUGUGAAGAUUACCAUUACUUUAACCAACGAACUUCCAUCAACUUCGCCAACAUGCCUACAGUUCUACAACAUUAUUUUUAGAAGAUUGUUGAAAAUAAUGAAUUUACAGCAGAUUGGGCGAAAUUACUACAACCCAAGUGACCCAAUCAACAUUCCUAAGCACAGGCUGAUGAUUUGGCCUGGCUUCACCACUUCCAUUCUGCAGUAUGAGACCAGCAUCAUGCUUUGCACAGAUGUGAGUCACAAAGUUCUCCGAAGCGAGACCGUCCUGGAUUUUAUGUACACCUUGUACGAUCAAGUCGGAGAACAGCGGUUUCGAGAACUUUGCACAAAGGAACUCAUCGGUGUGAUUGUCCUUACCCGGUAUAACAACAAAACGUACCGGGUAGACGAUAUUGAUUGGGAAUCAAAUCCUAAAAAUUCCUUCAAAAAAGCAGACGGAAGCGAGAUCAGCUUUGUAGACUACUACAAGAUGCAAUACACCCAAGACAUCACCGAUUUGAGUCAACCUGUUUUGAUUAGCCAGCCAAAGAGGACGAGAGGCCCUUCCGGUGCCUUGGCAGGACCAGUGAUACUCAUCCCUGAACUCUGCUAUCUCACAGGCCUGACUAAUAAGAUGCGAAGCGAUUUUAACGUAAUGAAAGAUCUGUCUGUUCACACAAGGCUUGCGCCAGAACAAAGAAUGCGUGAAGUUGGACGGCUUAUCAAUUACAUAAAUAAAGAUGACAAUGUUCAGAAAGAGCUACGUGAUUGGGGGCUAAGCUUUGAAUCUAAGCUGCUUUCCUUUUCGGGGCGAGUGGUCCAAUCCGAAAAAAUUCGCCAGGGAGGGAAGGCGUUUGACUACAACCCACACCUUGCAGACUGGUCCAGGGAAACGAGGGGUGCUCCCCUCACCAGUGUAAAACCCCUGGACAACUGGCUGCUAAUCUACACCCGCCGGAAUUAUGACGCGGCUAAUAUUCUGGUCCAAAAUCUUUUCAAAGUCACACCCGCAAUGGGCAUAAGAAUGAACAAGGCCAUCAUGGUUGAAGUCGACGACAGAACAGAGGCUUACCUGAGAACCUUGAAGCAGAAGAUCACCUCCGAUACUCAGAUGGUGGUCUGCCUCCUGUCCAGUAACCGUAAAGACAAAUAUGAUGCAAUCAAGAGAUACUUGUGUACUGAUUGUCCCACACCCAGCCAGUGUGUCCUGGCCCGCACCUUGAGCAAGCCCCAAACUGUCAUGGCGAUAGCCACCAAAAUCGCCUUACAGAUGAACUGUAAAAUGGGGGGAGAACUCUGGAGCGUUGAAAUCCCAAUGAAACAACUCAUGAUUGUGGGAAUUGACUGUUACCAUGACAUUUCAGCUGGACGGCGAUCAGUGGCGGCAUUUGUUGCGAGUUUGAAUCAUGGAAUGACCCGAUGGUAUUCACGCUGUGUGCUUCAGGAUCGUGGGCAAGAAAUUGUGGAUGGACUCAAAGUGUGCCUACAAGCGGCACUCAGGACAUGGUACUCCUACAAUGAACACAUGCCUACUCGUAUCAUUGUGUAUCGCGACGGUGUUGGUGACGGUCAGUUAAAAACCUUGGUGAGCUAUGAAAUCCCACAAUUUUUGGAGUGCUUGAAAACAGUUGGGGCUGACUACCGCCCCAAACUCACAGUGAUCGUGGUGAAGAAGCGUGUGAACAGCAGAUUCUUUGCUGAAAUUGAAGGAAAACUACAGAAUCCACCACCUGGCACAGUUAUUGACUUAGAGGUUACUAGACCAGAAUGGUACGAUUUCUUCAUUGUCAGUCAGUCGGUGAAAAGCGGCACAGUUGCACCCACCCAUUACAACGUAAUCUAUGACAGCAGUGCACUAAAGCCUGACUACAUGCAGAGGCUGACAUAUAAGCUGUGUCAUAUGUACUACAAUUGGCCGGGAGUCAUUCGGGUACCUGCUCCGUGCCAGUAUGCCCAUAAACUGGCUUUCCUCGUAGGGCAAAGUAUCCACAGAGAGCCAAAUUUAACCCUUUCGGAAAAACUUUAUUAUCUGUGA